Ochlerotatus camptorhynchus is the source of this 1419-nucleotide messenger RNA. RefSeq lists its product as uncharacterized. The record is from RefSeq and is a predicted model, not a curated record. The transcript has a single exon. Lineage: Eukaryota; Metazoa; Arthropoda; Insecta; Diptera; Culicidae. Gene Ontology annotation, molecular function: nucleic acid binding; zinc ion binding. The coding region runs from base 1 to 1419 and encodes 472 amino acids.
AUGCCCAUACCUACGUUCGACGGACGAUACGAAACAUGGCCCAAGUUCAAGGCCAUGUUUAAAGGCUUGUUUGAUAAUGCACCGGAUCCCCCAGCAGUGAAGCUCUAUCACCUGGACAAAGUGCUGGUGGGAUCAGCAGCUGGAUUGAUAGACGCCAAAACCAUUAAUGAAGGUAAUUACGCCCACGCUUGGGUGAUACUAGAGGAAAGGUACGAAAACAAGCGACACACGAUCGGCAAGCACAUUGAUGACCUUUUAUCCUUGAAAAAGAUGACUAAAGAGAGCCAUACCGAGUUGCGUAAUUUGGUGGACGAGUGCACAAGGCACGUCGAAAGCUUGAAAUUCCUCGAGCAGGAAUUCCUGGGUGUAUCGGAUCUGUUCCUGGUACAUCUGCUAACUGCAGCAUUGGACAAGGAUACGCGUAGAUGCUGGGAGUCAACCAUAAAGCAUGGUGAACUGCCCACCUACGAAGGAAUGGUGAAGUACCUCAAGGAGGAGUGCUUCGUCAUGGAACGGUGCGAGUCUACGAGCCACAAGCAAACUCAGGCCAAACCAGCACCAUCACCCAAGUCGUUUACCCAGAAGGUUAAUGCGGCCGUUACCUCUGGGAAUGAAACUAAGUGUGAUUUCUGUGGCAAGGGUCAUCCAAAUUUCGCUUGCCCAGAUCUCAAAGCAAUCACCGUUCAAGAAAGACUGGCCAAGGUUCGAGAGCGCAAUGUGUGCUUCAACUGCCUUCGGCGAGGGCAUCGUGGAAAGGAUUGUACAUCCGAAAAAACAUGCAACAAAUGCAAAAGGUGUCACCAUAGUCUUCUCCAUGCCGAGGAUGGAGUGAAGGCAAAUACGGAUAGCAAGAACACUACCAGCAGACCGGAAGAACAGAAGCCAGAAGAGCACGCAACUGAUCAAGCUCAGCUGACGAGUGCCACCUGUUCCAGUGAAGGAGUUUCAAUGCAGCAAGUUCUACUACUCACAGCAGUUGUAAAUGUUAUGGAUCAAAACAACAAGUCCCACUCAUACCGUGUUUUAUUGGAUUCCGGGUCCCAAGCGAAUUUGGUAGCACGAUCCACGGCCGAAAUGCUUGGAUUGACGCAAAGUCCGACGUCGGUUAUCGUUGCUGGAGUAAAUAACACCUGCAGCAUAGUUUCCAACAGUACCGUCGUCCAAAUCCGAUCCAAGUACUCCAAAUUUAGAGCAAACGUCCAGUGUUUGAUUGCGGACAGAGUUACGUCAGACCUUCCUACGUCCAUGGUAGAUGUUAAGAAUUGGGAGUUGCCUGUAGGAGUGCAGCUCGCUGAUCCUAAGUUUUAUGAGCCUGGGAGGAUUGACAUUCUGUUGGGUAACCAGUGGUUUUUGAGAUUGCUCCUACCGGGAGAGUAUUCAGAUGCUGAUGACCUACCGGCAUUACGUGUGUUGGAGUAA